Molecule: messenger RNA, 1469 nt
Organism: Dryobates pubescens (Downy woodpecker)
Lineage: Eukaryota; Metazoa; Chordata; Aves; Piciformes; Picidae
Gene: TRIAP1
Product: TP53 regulated inhibitor of apoptosis 1
Exons: 2
Coding region: 37-267 (76 amino acids)
Source: RefSeq, a predicted model, not a curated record
GCGCGGUGCGGGCGCUCGGCCGCCGCCGCCGCCGCGAUGAACAGUGUGGGCGAGGCUUGCACCGAGCUGAAGCGUGAGUACGAUCAGUGCUUCAACCGCUGGUUCGCCGAGAAAUUCCUCAAAGGCGAGAGCUCCGGGGAUCCCUGCGGACAGCUCUUCAAGCGCUACCAGAUCUGCGUGCAGAAAGCAAUCAAGGAAAAGGACAUACCCAUUGAAGGCCUGGAGUUUAUGGGCCCAAACAAAGGAAAAACUGAAAACUCCUCUUGACCUCAGCUGGAUGGAUGGAGUCACUAAUUUGGGCCUUUGGACUAAAUGACAUCAGCAGGCAUGCAGCUGGAUGCAACCCAGAUCAAACCUUUGUUAAGCUGCUUUCUGGGAAGCAAGAGGUCUGCUUGUAAAGACAAAUGGCCACCAUAAAACAAGACAAAGGUGGGGGAGAGUGGGGAAUGGGCAAAAGGAAAAAGAAAGACUGGAUCAUGUGGUAGUCCUGCCUCCUUUACACUGAAUUUUGGUGGUGGUUCAGCAUCUAAUUGGGUGAAAAGCCAUUUGAACUAACUUCCUAUUGAAUGUACUCUUUAUUGGGAGAAUGCUUACUAGACUGGGCUGACAGUAGUUGCUUUGUGACUGAUUUUUCUUGCUUAUUUAUGUAACACUUGAAACUGUUAAAAAGACUAUGAAGGAGGUUGAUUUACCUUGUCUUGUCUCUAUGCUGCUGAAUUUUGGUGGAAGAAGUUUGCUUUAUAGGAUAUUGAAUAUUGAGGGGCUAAAACAUUUUGUAUCAGCAAAAUAAUUGGUGUAAAAGCACUCUAUUGGACCUGCAGUAACUCAGCUGAAAUAAAUAUAACUAACUUCUAUUUUGUUCAAGUAGAUAACUGUCCAGUAGAAUCUGAUUGUGACUUCAAGGAGGGAUGGGCUGGCCUGCAGCACAAGCUGAAGAGGACACUUCUAGUGCAAAGGCAGUUUCUUCAGAACUUGUCUGAGGUACUGAAACAAUCCUGAACUGGAAUUCCCUCUUUCUGAGCGUUAUCUAUUCCUGCACAAAAGCACUAGGCUGGCCACAGUCACUGCCACACCUCUGCUUGUGGUAGUUGAAGCCUGUGUUGAAUGCGGGAAACACUGGCUUGAAGUUUGACAGCUGAUAGUGUUAAAUGCCCCAGCUGUUACUUGGGGAUCUUACCUGCACACAAAGCUGCUCCUGAACUCUCUGUACUUACACCCAGGAAAGCAAAGGGAAGAUGUUUGUGCUGGCUUGUUAAACUGCAUUGACUAGAAAAAAAAGUGUUCAGAAGAGAAACAAGGGAUCAGGAUCUACCCUGUCCAGUGGCUGUGUGAGCACUGUGGUGGGGGAGGAGACUUCUGUUGAUCCUCAUACAGGGAUGAAGAAAAGCUGUCCCCUCUUAUUACACCAAUACAGGUGAAAGAGUAACAAAUAUUAUGGCCUAGGGAUGAAAGAGAAAUCAAAUUUCCUA